GUAACUCUAGCAUGUGACUUUCCGCCGGCCUGAGUCCCGCAGCUGCUUUUCAUCACCCAGCUCUCCAGCCUGCAAGCUUCAAGCACGACCAAGCUAGUGAAGUCACAGUCCCCACGGGUCCCAGGACCCGGCCUUGGAGGUUAGUUUCACGCGACGCAAAGGAAGAUGGUCCCUGCGGCCGUCAAUUUCACUGCGCCUGCGCACUCUAUUCUUGAACAAACGCCGCGCUGAGAAAUUUGUCCCAGAUGGCUUACCAUCUGUUUCCAAGGCAACCCAGGAGCCUCCUGGCAACGGCACGCGGCCUACGCGGGUCUCCCGGCCCAGCGGCGCGAUGGCUGCUGCGAGUCCCAGCGUCUUCCUGCUCAUGGUCAACGGGCAGGUGGAGAGUGCCCAGUUUCCAGAGUAUGACGACCUCUACUGCAAGUACUGCUUUGUGUACGGCCAGGACUGGGCCCCCACAGCGGGCCUGGAGGAAGGGAUCUCACAGAUAGCAUCCAAGAGCCAAGAUGUACGGCAAGCGCUGGUGUGGAACUUCCCUAUCGAUGUCACCUUUAAAAGUACCAACCCCUAUGGCUGGCCACAGAUCGUGCUCAGUGUGUAUGGACCAGACGUGUUUGGGAACGAUGUGGUCCGAGGCUACGGAGUAGUGCAUGUACCCUUCUCUCCUGGACGAGGAUGCCGGAGCACUCCUGUUCUGUGUCUGAGGCCAGCAAGUUCCAAGUGUUCCUCAUUGGUGUUUUCCUAUGUCCUCAGCUGGUUCAUGGGACGGCGGCCAGAGUACACAGACCCCAAGGUGGUGGCCCAAGGUGAAGGCCGAGAAGUGACCCGUGUCCGCUCUCAGGGAUUUGUCACCCUCCUCUUCAAUGUGGUAACCAAGGACAUGAAGAAGCUGGGCUAUGACACUGGGCCUGUGGACACACAAGGAGUCCUGGGUCCCAGCCUGCCACAGGGCAACCCACAAUGAAAGCAUCAGCCUUUCUGUCCACCACCGUGGCCCCAGGACCCCAUAGACCACAGAUAAUCAAGGACUAAAGCAGCCUGACUGUGAAGUUGGAGAGUUGAAGAUAGUUUUCUAUAAUAAAGUUUCACAUUUUUUCAGAAA
Molecule: messenger RNA, 1102 nt
Organism: Microtus ochrogaster (prairie vole)
Lineage: Eukaryota; Metazoa; Chordata; Mammalia; Rodentia; Cricetidae
Gene: B9d1
Product: B9 domain containing 1
Exons: 6
Coding region: 332-964 (210 amino acids)
Biological process (GO): cilium assembly
Cellular component (GO): MKS complex
Source: RefSeq, a predicted model, not a curated record